GCUUUCAUCCUGUAGGCCAGCCAUCAGAUCUCAGCCAGUGGUCUAGAUCAAUGAGUUUAAGAAAGGUUUCCUAAUCUGUGAGGGUUUCUAGAUUGUUCGCAGUAUAGUGAGAACCCCGCAGUCAGCCACGAGCUGUAAUUAACUUGGUGCCUCAAAGUCAAAGGUGGCUCAUGAUUCAAACUUUAUGUGAUGGGUGAUUUUUUGCUGCUUAUGCAUUGAGGUCCUACAGCCCAUAAAGGAAAUUUGGUGGAAAAAUAUCUUAAUUUAAAUGGAGAGUAAAAUUGAUGAAAGGUGUUACACAAGCCUGUAAGGGGGAUAGAGAGAAAACACUUUGCCAAAAUGGACAUAAGAGGAUUUCAACUUGUGAGCCUUCCAAACAGGAGGACUUUAACAAAACUGCGUCGUCCCUCAAAGGAGAACUGAAAGACAGAAAUUGUCCAAAACGUUGGACCUGCACCAUUAAAAGGAAAACUCUUAGCUCUGAAAAACUUUACUGAAGAAGGCAUUUGAAAGGUGAGUCAUUGCUCAUGAUAAAAUAAACCCAAGAUUUGAAUGAAAGCCUGAGUGCAAUGGUAUAUGGUGCAGUUGAGAAGCUAGAAGAUACGCUUGAUGUUAUCAGUACGUUCGUUAUUUCAGUAGCUGCUGCUCUGUUCUUUUUCAUUUUCUCUCUGCACAGCUGAAUUCAAUUUUAAUAAUUUGCUUGUGAAAUGUAUUCAUGUCUGGUGAGAGUCUUAAACCACCUAAUGUAAGAUAUAACACUGCAUAUGUAUUUAAGCAUUUCAUAUAUGAAGAGACAGAAAGAAAGAAACUAAAUCAGGUGUUCUCAAACUUUUUGCACAUAUAUGCAAAAACUUUGAGAACACCUGAUUAUAUGGUAGGUGACUUCUGGCUAUGCAGCUAUCACAAAACAAACACAGUUGUGGAUCAUCCAUGAAACGACACACAGUAUUAAAGAUCAAGGGUAUGUAAACUUUUGAAUGGGGUAAUUUUUAUAAACUCAGCUAUUGUCUUGUGGACUAUAUGUAAACAUCUGUUAUGUGAAAUAGUUUAUUCAGGACAGGACUAAAUAAAAAACAACAUGGGAUUUUUAUGAUCUCUUAUUUUUUUAACAGUAUUGAGGUUUGGCAGAUUCUGCAAGGGGUAUGCAAACUUUUGGGCACAACUGUGUGUGUGUAUGUAUAUAUAAGGACAAUACAUAUAUAAUUCACACAAAAAAUAAAUAUAAAAUUCACAAUACAAAACAUUUUUCAACAAAACACAGAAUUCAUGACCCAAUAUGUUUUCCUCAUUUUGCUAACAAAACUCAUAUUUUAUUUUCAGCUAUUCUCUCUCCAUUUUACAGAUUCAAACAUCAUCAUGGAUUCAGUCUUACAUUCUACUACAGCUAAAGCAGAUGACUACCCUGAAUAUAAUGACAAUGAUAAUAUAAUGGACAGUUCAUCUGCAGCAUUAGUGCCCUCAACAGUGGCUCCAGCACACUGCACUGACGUGAUCUGUGUUUUACUGGCAAUAGCCAAUGUGAUUAUUAUGGCUCUUGGUAUUGCUGGCAAUAGUUUGGUGAUCUGGAUCGCAGGGUUUAAGAUAAAGAAAACAGUCAACACUGUCUGGUACCUCAGCCUCGCUGUGUCUGACUUCCUCUUCUGUGCCUUCCUGCCCUUCUCCAUUGCCUAUAUUGUUAAACGUGAAUGGGACUUUGGACUCUUCAUGUGCAAGUUUACGUCUUUUGUCUUGUUCCUCAACAUGUUCAGCAGCAUCUUCCUCCUCCUCAUCAUUAGUGUGGAUCGCUGUGUUGUGGUUAUGUGUCCUGUAUGGGCACAAAACAAGCGCACCAUACGCAGGGCCUUGGUGAUGGUUGCACUAGCCUGGAUUAUCUCAGCAUUGCUUAGCUUGCCACCGGCCAUUUUCCGAGAUAUAACAAUAUACAACUCAAAACAUGUCUGUUACUACAACUAUUCGCACGAUGAAGAACAUAUUGCUGUAGUGGUAUGCCGAUUCAUUUUUGGAUUUGUGAUCCCCUUACUGAUCAUCAUCAUCUGUUAUGUCCUCAUCACCCUAAAGCUGAAAAAUAACCAGACGGCGAAGUCCAAUAAGCCAUUUAAGAUCAUGACAGCACUGAUAGCUGCUUUCUUCAUUUGCUGGAUGCCUUAUCACAUUUUUAACUUAUUGGAACUAAACCUAAAAUAUGCCUAUAUCCUCCCUAUCGGGCAAAAAUUUGGAAGCACUCUUGCCAGCGCCAACAGUUUUAUGAACCCGUUGCUUUAUGCGUUCAUGGGAAAGGACUUUAAGAGUAAAUGUUAUGCACUUCUGUCUAAGAUUGAGAGCACAUUCGAGGAGGAAGCCCGGAGUACACUACGAGGGACGUCUAUUACUAACUCAGGAGACGGCAAACUUUCAAGUACAGUCUAAAGUUAUCAGGCCUUUAAAGAAUUCCAUAUGAACAAAAAGAGGAAUUAAUUUCUGCUUCUUAACAGCCAGCUUAAUAACAGUGAACUAAAGAAAUACAAAUAAACAGCACGUUGUAUAAUUCUGAAUAAUAAUCUCAAUGCAAAAUAAUCCUUGUUUUAAGAGAAUGUAUGUGGAAAGAAACAUUUACACAGAAGAUUUACAUUUUCUUCAGAUUGAAAGCAUGUACUGAGCUCAACUUCCUGUCGUCAUAUAUUAUUACACCCCAUCACGUCAUGUUUAAUUUAUUAUUAAAAACCCUAACUUUGAAAGAUGAGA
This is a messenger RNA of Ictalurus furcatus (blue catfish), 2721 nucleotides long. RefSeq names its product C3a anaphylatoxin chemotactic receptor-like. Bases 1267 to 2406 code for a protein of 379 amino acids. Gene Ontology annotation, cellular component: plasma membrane. Gene Ontology annotation, molecular function: G protein-coupled receptor activity; complement receptor activity. NCBI's taxonomy places the organism in Eukaryota, Metazoa, Chordata, Actinopteri, Siluriformes, Ictaluridae. The transcript is spliced from 2 exons. Gene Ontology annotation, biological process: inflammatory response; positive regulation of cytosolic calcium ion concentration; positive regulation of macrophage chemotaxis. The record is from RefSeq and is a predicted model, not a curated record.